Molecule: messenger RNA, 257 nt
Organism: Corchorus olitorius
Lineage: Eukaryota; Viridiplantae; Streptophyta; Magnoliopsida; Malvales; Malvaceae
Source: the annotation of a GenBank genome assembly
AUGGAGAGAUUGGGGCAUAUUAGAGAGAGGGAAAUCAGGCAAGGGAAUUGGAAGCCCAUAUAUGUUGGGCAUAGAGGACCGGGUGUGUCUCAUUUAUUCAAAGCUGAUGACCUUUUCUUAUUUGGUCGAGCCACAGAGGAUCAAGCCAACGUUAUUAAGAGAGUCUUGGAUGAAUUUUCCCAUGCAUCGGGUGCUAAAGUGAGCCUUGAAAAGUCGCAACUAUUUCUUUCUCCUAGUGCAGCAAAGGGGCAGGCAAG